Messenger RNA from Microthlaspi erraticum, 846 nucleotides. NCBI's taxonomy places the organism in Eukaryota, Viridiplantae, Streptophyta, Magnoliopsida, Brassicales, Brassicaceae. The record is from the annotation of a GenBank genome assembly.
AUGUUUACUAUCACUUCCAACGUACUCCCAAAGGUCGCAUCACCACCACCACGAACAAUCAGAGCAACGAUGGAUUCUGCUAAUUUGAAUUCCGAUAGCUACCAGAACGUGUUGAUGAUGCGUCACGGUGAUCGCAUUGACAAAAUCGACCCACUCUGGCUCGACACAGCCGCGAGACCUUGGGAUCCUCCUCUCGUCCAGGACGGUAUGGUUCGGGCGUUUCGAACUGGUCAACGGAUUCGAUCUCAGAUCCAGUUUCCGAUCCACCGCGUCUUCGUCUCCCCUUUCAUCCGCUGCGUCCAGACCGCUUCCGAAGUCAUCGCCGCUCUCUCCGCCGUCGAUUUCGACCCUAACGCCAAGUCGUCGAAAGACGUCCUUUCCAUCGACAAGUCAAAGCUCAAGGUGUCUAUUGAAUUUGGGUUGAGCGAGAUGCUGAACACAAUAUCUAUUCCGCGUGAGAUUGCUCCCAAAGAUGGGAAAUUCGAUUUCAUGAUCACAGAUCUUGAAGCUUUGUUUCCUGAUGGAAUGGUGGAUCAUAAUGUGGAUCCUGUUUACAAAGAGAUGCCACAAUGGGAAGAGACUGUUGAAGGAUGCACAGAAAGAUUUCUUAAUCUGGUGAAGACUCUAGCUGAUAAGUAUCCUUCAGAGAACUUGCUCUUAGUCACUCACGGGGAAGGAGUAAGGACUACAUUUGCGACCAUUAAAGACGUAGAUGUGUACGACGUAGGUUACUGUGCUUGUGCUGAGCUGAGAAGACAGGUCUCGAGUAAAGAUGGGUCGACUAAAGCUGGAGACUUUGAGGUGAUUACAAGUCUUGGUCAAGCUGGAAUCAAGUACCAUCCUUGA